GCUGCGGCCCUGGGUAAACCUGGAAACGCAGGAGGCCCCUAAGCAGUGUUCCGCGAGCGCUGACGUGCGCUUGCGCGGUGCCAAGACCCGGCGGGCAGUUUGAAUUUCGCUCUUGGAGUCGGGUCCCGCCAUCCUGGGCUUCCGGUGGAGACUGGAGGGGUCUUCUCGCCUCGCGACCGCACUGAGUGGGCCCUUUGCUCCUGGACCCGUACGAGAGGCUUAAAGGAUGGCCUCCUCAGAUCUGGAACAAUUAUGCUCUCAUAUUAAUGAAAAGAUUGGCAAUAUUAAAAAAACUCUGUCAUUAAGAAAUUGUGGGCAAGAACCUACCUUGAAGACUAUAUUAAAUAAAAUAGGAGAUGAGAUCAUUGUAGUAAAUGAACUUCUAAAUAAAUUGGAAUUGGAAAUUCAGUAUCAAGAACAAACCAACAGUUCACUCAAGGAACUCUUUGAAUGUCUUGAAGAAGAUUAUAAAGAUGUGGAACAUCUCAAAGAAAACAUUCCUCCCCAUUUGCCUCAAGUAACAGUAACCCAGAACUUUGUUAAUGGAUCAGAUCUUGACCCUGAAGAACGAGUCAAAGUUGAAGAAGCUGCACCCACAAAGAAGCCCUCCAGAGAACAAAAAAUUGUUAAAGAAAUGCCAUUUAUAACUUCUGAUGAGUUUAAUGGCAUUCCUGCGUACAUGAAAUCACGCUUAACCUAUUGUCAAAUUAAUGAUGUUAUUAAAGAAAUUAACAAGGCAGUAGUUAGUAAAUAUAAGAUCUUACAUCAACCAAAAAAGUCUAUGAGUUCUGUGGCCAGAAAUCUCUAUCACAGAUUUAUUGAUGAAGAAACGAAGGAAACGAAAGGCCAUUAUUUUGUAGUGGAAGCUGACAUAAAGGAGUUCACAGCUUUGAAAGUUGACAAGAGAUUUCACGUGAUACUGAAUAUUUUACGACACUGCCGGAGGCUAUCAGAGGUCCGAGGGGGAGGACUUAUCAGAUAUGUUAUAACAUAAGGCCCUUGUGAGCUUUUGAACCAGCCAACAGUAGGGUAUAGAGGCUAUUCCUAUAGUUUCCUUAUAUGUAAUUUCUUUAUAUAUAAUUUCUUCAGCCGUUUCAUUUUCUUUUUUUGUAGAAAUUUUAAUAUAGGUUGUGUAUUAGAUGCUGUGAGAGAACUAGUAUCCGUUUUCUUAGUUAUGAUAAUAGUCAUGGUUAUGAAGGAGAAUAUCCUUAUUUUCUGCAGGUGCAUCUGAGAUAUUUAUUUAGGGAUAAAAUAAUAGGCUUUAAAAUGGCUAAGUGGGGCUUCCCUGGUGGCGCAGUGGUUCAGAGUCCGCCUGCCAAUGCAGGGGACACGAGUUUGUGCCCCGGUCCGGGAGGAUCCCACAUGUCGCGGAGUGGCUGGGCCCGUGAGCCAUGGCCGCUGAGCCUGCACGUCCGGAGCCUGUGCUCCGCGACGGGAGAGGCCACAACAGUGAGAGACCCGUGUACUGCAAAAAAAAAAAAAAAAAAAAAAAUGGCUAAGCAAUAUAAUUGGAUACAUACAUACACACAUAGAGUGGAUAUGAUAAAGUGUUAAUUGUUCGAUCUAGCUGAUGGUUAGAACAGCAUUCGUUGUAUUAUUCUCUCUAAUUUUAUGUGUUAACAUUUUUUUCCUAAUAAAAUUUAGAAUACUUGUGA
Messenger RNA from Mesoplodon densirostris (Blainville's beaked whale), 1655 nucleotides. RefSeq names its product spindle and kinetochore associated complex subunit 1 (gene SKA1). Gene Ontology annotation, cellular component: mitotic spindle; spindle microtubule; outer kinetochore. NCBI's taxonomy places the organism in Eukaryota, Metazoa, Chordata, Mammalia, Artiodactyla, Ziphiidae. The coding region runs from base 227 to 994 and encodes 255 amino acids. The transcript has 7 exons. The record is from RefSeq and is a predicted model, not a curated record. Gene Ontology annotation, molecular function: microtubule binding. Gene Ontology annotation, biological process: chromosome segregation; mitotic cell cycle; regulation of microtubule polymerization or depolymerization.